Messenger RNA from Cryptomeria japonica (Japanese cedar), 1306 nucleotides. RefSeq lists its product as uncharacterized. The transcript has a single exon. Lineage: Eukaryota; Viridiplantae; Streptophyta; Pinopsida; Cupressales; Cupressaceae. The record is from RefSeq and is a predicted model, not a curated record. The coding region runs from base 29 to 1066 and encodes 345 amino acids. Gene Ontology annotation, cellular component: plastid.
AAAAAAAUGCCAACAUAGCUAUUGAAACAUGCUCAGAGCUCUCCCCGAGCAUUCUCAUUCUUGCAUUGACUGUGUUUUGAGAAUCGGCCAUUGGUUCUGUCGAGAAUCGGCUAUGGAUAAUGUACUGGUCCAGCGAGGAGCUCGGGCCUUUCAGUUAUCAUAUUCUCAUUCAUAUUACCCAACGCUCAGGUCGAUGGCUGCGAGCAAUGCAAUUCCAAAUCUUCGGAAAUCAUUAUUCAUGACUUGGGACGGGCUUAAGAAGAGAGGGAUGAAACAGAAACAGACACACAUUACAGUGGCGUAUUACAUUAAAGAUAUACCUGCGAGGGACAGCAUAAUACACUUUGGAAAAUACGAGGGAAGAAUGCUGGGAACGUUGCCCUCCAAAUACUUGAGAUGGAUGAUGAAAAAAAGAUACCCAGAUGCAGAAUGGUCUGCCAUGGCAGAAGAAGUGUUGGAAGACCCAGUUUACAGAGACAGGAUGGAAUGGGAGGCACUUGAUGAAGCAAUGAAGGGUAGUGGUAAACUUCUUACUAAAAGGUCCUCUACUCCCUAUAUCACCGAUUUCCAUAGAUUUUCCGCGAGAUUUGGUUGGGAUCCUUGGGGCGACUGGGACAUUGAUUAUAAUCUUUUGGGUACCUCCAAGGGUAAAAGGAUUCCUAGAAUUAAAGACAAUCCACGACAUGAGCACCUAUUAAAUUUGGUGAUGCAGAAAAAGGGGAUGAUGACCACUUCUCUAAGGGAAGCUUUGUUAUCUGAAAAUGCUGAAGACAAGCUUGAUCAUAAAAGCAAUGGUAAUGGUUCUACAGAAUUGAAAUCAGAAAUUGAAAUGAGAAGAGAUGCAAGAAGAGAGAGGCAGAGAUUGAGAAAAGGUCCCGUGAAAAGUCAAUUAAAGCAGCAGCCAGGAGAGGGCAGGCUUUUUCCUGGUAGGGGAGCCCUGCUAAGAAGAAUCGAUGAUGCUGAAUCAAGAGAAACUCAAUUGAAGCAGCAGCCAGGAGAUGGCAGGCUUUUUUAUGGUAGGGGAGCCCUGCUAAGAAGGAUCAAUGAUGCCGAAUCAAGAGAUUGACUGAGUAUAGAGUAUUGCCCUUACACUUUAUAAUCGCAGAGUAACUAGGACUUUGUAUUUUUAAAAUAUCUGAAGCAUUUGUGCUUGUAAGUAUCCGAAGCUUUUGGGUGUAUUUUUUAUGUUAUUUAUAGUGUUUGUUCCUUUAAAAGGAUGAAAGCAGGCCAGAAGAUCCACCAAAGUGUAAGUUGUUGUUUACAUCAUUGGUUCUUUGAAUGUCUAGUCCAUAAGUAUUUUCGUCAA